AUGGAGAAAGAUAAUCAACAAUUGACAGUUUCAGAAAGAUAUAAAUUGGCUAUAUCAAGAUAUGGCAAAUUUCUUAAUAAUCCAACAUCACUAAGACCAGAUUCAAAAGAAUAUCAACAUGAAUUACAUUUAAUUAAUAAUGAAUUUCAAUUAAUUUUAAGAUUAGUUAAUCAAUUAAGUUUAUUUAGUGAUAAUGAAGAAAUUGAAGAAGUUUCAACUAAUUAUAUUCCUUUUUUAAACGUAUGGUAUUAUAUUGGUGAUAUUCAUACCAGGAUUUUAAAUAAAGAUGAGAAUAGUAAUAAUCAAGGUAUUGAUUUGAAUUAUAAAAUUGAAAAUUUGAAAAUUGCCAAAGAUUUUAUAUUUAUAUAUCUUGAACAAUUAAAUAAUUAUAAGAUAUUAAGUUCUGAACAAUCUAAGAAGUUUCAUAUUUUACAAAAAGGUCAAAAUUAUGAAUUAGGAGCAAUGAAUAAAAGAUUUGAAAAAAUUGAAAAUUAUAAAUUAGAAAAAGAAUUGAAUAAAAAAUUAGAAAUCUUGAAUCAUGAUAAUGAUAAUAAUUCAGAAAAUGAAUUGAAUAAAUUUGAUGAUGAAGUAAUUAGAUUAAUUUAUAUUGAUCAAUUGAAAUUAUUUACUUUGAAAUCUUUUAAUAUGUUGGAAUCAAUAUCAAUGGAAUUACAAGUUUUACAAAAUAGACCUAAUUCAUCUAGUAAUCCCGAACAACAACAACAACUUGAACAAGAUGGAAAAGAAGAUAAUCGUAGUAGACAAUAUACUAAAGAAAAUGAUUAUGGAUUUACUACAAAAUUAGAAAAUAAACCAAAAUUAUCAUAUCAAGUAUCUGAUUUAAUUAAUAAACAAGGUAAAAUAUUACAACCUUUUAUAAUUACUUCACAAAGAGAUAAAUUAAAAGAAAAAGUUUUUGGUACUGGUCAAGUAUUACCAAGUAUGACAGUUGAAGAAUAUUUAGAUUAUGAAUUGGCUAAUGGUAAAAUGAUGAAAGAUGAAGUUAAAGAUAAACCAAAAGAUAACGAGGAUGAAGAUGAAUUGAAUGAAGAUGAAGAAUUAGAGAAAAGACAAUGGGAUGAUUGGAAAGAUGAAAAUCCAAAAGGUGCAGGUAAUAUGAAAGCAAAUAUAGGUUAA
Candida tropicalis MYA-3404 is the source of this 1137-nucleotide messenger RNA. RefSeq lists its product as uncharacterized. The record is from RefSeq and is a predicted model, not a curated record. The transcript has a single exon. Gene Ontology annotation, biological process: regulation of signal transduction; regulation of dephosphorylation. Bases 1 to 1137 code for a protein of 378 amino acids. Gene Ontology annotation, cellular component: cytosol. Gene Ontology annotation, molecular function: protein phosphatase 2A binding. NCBI's taxonomy places the organism in Eukaryota, Fungi, Ascomycota, Pichiomycetes, Serinales, Debaryomycetaceae.